AUGCCAUCUCCUUGAAGUAAUUAAACAGCGUAUCAUGGAGGUCCAGGUGCAACGAAGUUUUACUCUGUUUCCCACCGGCGCCGGCGAGGCAACCCCCGGCGAGCCGUACGAGCUCCCGCUCACCAUCUUCGACCGCUGCACCGUCGAUAUCCACAUCGCCGUUGUCUACGCCUUUUCACCACCCACCCCAUCCAAUCCUGCGCUCCUGAAUGCGCUCUCCCAGACGCUCUGCCUCUUCCCAACCCUCACCGGCGAGCUCUGCCACGACUCCAGCGGCCUCCCCUGCUUCCUUGUCGGCGGUCAGGGGGGUGGAGCUCUGGUGGUCGAAGCUACGGUGGCUUCGACGCUCUCUGACCAUCUCCCCCUUGAGCCCUCUCCGGAGCUGCUGAAGCUCCACCCGCCGACGGCGGAGCCCGCUCACCUGCUCCAAGUCCAGCUCAACCGGUUUCGCUGCGGCGGCCUGGCGGUCGGCCUGUCGUGCCACCACAAGGUGGCCGACGGAGCGUCGAUGGGCGCCUUCCUUGCGGCGUGGGGGCGCGCCGCGCGUGGGAUUCCCGCCAGCGCGCCGCCGGCUACGCUCUUCGAUCGGUCGUGGAUCCGGCCACGGAGCCCGCCGCGGUGUGAGUUUGAGCACUGGGGAACCGACUUCAUCCGCCUCAACGAUGGCGACGACGACGACGACGGCCGGCGACAACAUUACUCAUCCAACAACUCCGUCGACCCGAGCAGGAUCACUAAUUUUCUCCUCCACUACUCGGCCGACUUCAUAUCGAAAAAGCUAAAGCCGGCGACUAAUUUCAAAUACACCACCUUCGAGACAUUGCUGGCUCAUCUUUGGCGGAAGAUUACGGCGGCCCGCGGCCUCGCCGGCGACUUGGAAACAACGGUCCGCGUCACCGUCAACGUGCGGCAGAGGAUGAAUCCCCCGGCGCCCGCCAACUACUUCGGCAAUCUGGUGCUUAAUGCAUACGCGAAAGCCAAGGCGGCGACUCUGGCGGUCGCAGAGGGCGGACUGGAGGCGGCGGCCAGGAUGGUGCACGAGGCGAUCGCGAAGGCGGACGGCGAGUACGCGCAGUCGAUGGUGGACUUCGGGGCGCUGCACGAGCCGGAGGGGGAUUCGUUGGUACCGGUGUACGGCGAGGAAGGGAACGUGCUGUCGCCGGUGGUGGACGCGGAGAGCUGGCUGAGGCUGAGGUUCGAGGAGAUGGAGGUGGGCGGCGGAGGGAAGUUGUGCGGGUUUCUGCCGACAUGGGUGCCGCUGGAGGGGCUGCUCAUAUUCCUGCCGGCGGCGGGGGAGGUGACCGGAGGAGUGGACGUGAUGGUGUCGAUGCUCGAGGAGCAAGCGGAGGCGAUGAAACGAAUGUCUCAUUCGCUGGACUAAUUAUCAAUUAAAUAUUUAAAAUAAAAUAAAAUAAUAGCCCUUGAGAAAUUAUUUUCCUA
This is a messenger RNA of Zingiber officinale, 1440 nucleotides long. Its product is annotated as putrescine hydroxycinnamoyltransferase-like. Bases 35 to 1381 code for a protein of 448 amino acids. Lineage: Eukaryota; Viridiplantae; Streptophyta; Magnoliopsida; Zingiberales; Zingiberaceae. Gene Ontology annotation, molecular function: acyltransferase activity, transferring groups other than amino-acyl groups. The transcript is spliced from 2 exons. The record is from RefSeq and is a predicted model, not a curated record.